AUGGAAGAAGAAAUUAGUAUUCGUAUGACACGAAGUUCACCUAACAUUCCAUGGGGUGUUGGUUUUCGUCAAAAUGGAUCUGAAGUUAUUGUUGAUUUUCUUGAUAAAGGUUCAAUAGCUGAGAAAGCUGGAUUAAAUAAGACUGAUCGAUUAGUUGAAUUUCAGCAUUCAUCUUUACGUUCACCUGAUGCCCACGCAAUUUCACGUGAUCUUGAAAGAUUACUUGAAGUUAAUAUGAAACUUAAAAGGUUUGUAAGUUUUCCUCAUGGAAUACCAUGGAACUUAGAUGGUAAUAGCAAUGGUAUUCAAUACCAAAGUUUCAAUGAGGGUCAUAAUGCUUUUCAUAGUACUGAUAGAUUCCAAACAUUGGGAAACAAUAACUAUAAUUAUGGUCAAAAUUACAUUAAUUCAAGUAACACUGAUCACCAUAAUUAUAGAAAUUCAAACUAUUCCGAUUCUUCUUACUCUCAUGACAAUUACAAUCGUGAUUCUAAUUCUUAUGGAGGAAGACAUACUAAUACAGAUAUUCGCAGUACAACUUCUUCACCAUAUUCUGGACACCGUGAACCUUAUCAUUACAAUCCACGCAAUUAUAACAACGUAUCACCAGAUGCUAGACUUUCUAAUUUAAAUGGUAAUUACCAUACAUCACAAUCAGAUGACUAUGGACAUAUAAUACAUCAUUCAAUACCACAAUCUGAUUGUUUCAAACGUAUUUCAAAAGCUGUUGGAACACCAUGUUUUUAA
This is a messenger RNA of Strongyloides ratti, 747 nucleotides long. RefSeq names its product PDZ domain-containing protein. Lineage: Eukaryota; Metazoa; Nematoda; Chromadorea; Rhabditida; Strongyloididae. The coding region runs from base 1 to 747 and encodes 248 amino acids. Gene Ontology annotation, molecular function: protein binding. The transcript has 2 exons. The record is from RefSeq and is a predicted model, not a curated record.